This is a messenger RNA of Coniophora puteana RWD-64-598 SS2, 931 nucleotides long. RefSeq lists its product as uncharacterized. The record is from RefSeq and is a predicted model, not a curated record. Lineage: Eukaryota; Fungi; Basidiomycota; Agaricomycetes; Boletales; Coniophoraceae. The transcript is spliced from 2 exons. Bases 204 to 434 code for a protein of 76 amino acids.
GUCUAGUCACCUCGCUGCUGGGUCGCCCGUCGCGGCCCCCUCCUCCCGCCAACAGCGAGCCUCGUCCCCCCAACCACCACCAACAUCAGCGCCAGCACUCGCAACCUCCGCCGCCCCGUCAUCUUCCGCAGCACCAGCAGCAGCGGCCGCCCCCAGCGCGUCCAACUUCGCCCGCGAAUCGACGAGACAAAAGUCCCGCACCUAUGACGUCCAACGUUCGGCGCCGCCCCGGCCCUCAGGCCUCCCUAGACCUCCGUACCCCGACGUUCCAUCACGACCCUUCGUCCCCGAGCAUUUCACCCGCGCAGGCAAUAGCAGACGCGUGGUCGCACGAGCCGCCAGAGAGCCAGGAAUACUGGCGGGCGGCAGAGGCGCGUCGACGCGAGCAGUACCUCGCGGCACGGCCGAGACCGCGGUUGGCGAACAAGAUGUGAAGGGAGAACAGGAGCUUCUUGGCCAUUGGCACACUCAGACAUGUAACAAAACCCAUGUCUUGCAUUCCGCACUCGCAGUUCCGCAGACGAUACACACGCAACACACAUUUUUCACGCACGAUAGGAAGCACAGCACGAGGUAUCCUGUGCUCUCGGCAUCGCCAAGCACGCGCGCCCUCACGAUGUCCCGAGCCUCGCUUCAACAUACAUAAUACACCAUAGCCUUCCUCCCGAACGAUGAAUGGGAUGUACGAGUAGGUUUCCCGCAUCAUGUAUCCACUCCCCAUGUAGCACCACGCCGACACGACACCCAUCUCCUCCAUUCGUACCCGUAUCCAUACGUCAUUUUCUCGCUUUUUCCCUCUCUGUUUCUCUAUCUUAUUUAUUCGCUUUAGCCCCUCUUCUUGUUUCUUGCCUACUGUUUUCCUAUGCCUUCACUACAACCACCAGACGGCAGCGCCGUUAGGGCAAAGCUCGCUCCUGAUACCUCUCUCUCC